This is a messenger RNA of Oncorhynchus masou masou (cherry salmon), 2420 nucleotides long. Its product is annotated as nuclear RNA export factor 1-like. The transcript has 20 exons. Lineage: Eukaryota; Metazoa; Chordata; Actinopteri; Salmoniformes; Salmonidae. Gene Ontology annotation, cellular component: nucleus; cytoplasm. The coding region runs from base 263 to 2143 and encodes 626 amino acids. The record is from RefSeq and is a predicted model, not a curated record. Gene Ontology annotation, biological process: poly(A)+ mRNA export from nucleus. Gene Ontology annotation, molecular function: RNA binding; protein binding.
CCAUGGUAUAUGUAGUUCUAAACCGCAGUGUUUACGUCUCUGUUAAAGUGCAGAACAGUAGCUAGAUUUCCAUAGAGCAAUGCAGUGGGACACCAUUUAUAACCACAUUACCUUCACGUUUUGGAACAGAGUGCUAUAUUUUUAAAUAUCUAUUUUUCACUCGUUUUGAUUUAUGUUCGUCUGAAGUAGCCUAUAGUCGCAGCGCUUGAUGUACUGUCUGUCACCCAGGGUUGUGUUUUCUAUCUGACACUGACAGUGGAGUAUGGCGGACGGUGGCCGGUUCUACAGUGAGCAUGACAACAGAGUCGCGGGCCCUCAGUUCCGGGGGGGGCGUAUGAGUCGGGGCCCAAUCUACUACGACGGUCCGGCCAGGCAGCAUAGGCCUCGAGGGGGCCAAAUGGGUGGGUUCAGGGGCCCUGGACCGGGACCUCGGGUCCGGUUCGAAGAUAACUAUGUAGAUGUAACUAUGAACAGCGGGAGCCCACAGGAUGGCAGCUCUCACCGCAGAUUCAACCCGUACAGGUGGCUGAAUCGGAGAGGCGAUGGACAAUUUGACCGAGACAGAAGAGGAGCUGGGGGCUACAGAGGAGAAGGUGGAGGAGGAAGAGAAGGAGGCGGAGGAGGAAAAGACAAGAGCAGUUGGUACAAGAUGAUUAUUCCCUAUGGGAGGAAAUAUGACAAGAAAUGGCUGCUGACGGCUUUACAGAACCUGUGCUCCGUACCCUUCACACCUGUUCAGUACCAGAUUGAAGGCCAUAAAGCCCAGUUCUACCUCGAGGAUGCCUGCACAGCCAACGCACUGUGCAGAGUCUCUCGCCAAAUCACAGACACUGAGGGCUACAAGGUGAUAGUGCUGAUGAACCCCUGUCCUCCUCCCGCCAUCCUCAACACCCAACUGAAACCUGAAGACAUGGAGCACUUAAAGCAAUGCAUGGCCAAGCGUUUUGAUGGGUCCCAGCGAGCACUGGACCUGAACAACAUCCGUAGUGACCCAGACUUGGUGUCUCAGAACAUCAGGGCGAUUUUGAGCAGAAAGACCUUUAUGGAUGCUGUGGUCAAGAUCAUUGAGGAAAACAUUCCUGAGCUGGUGUGUCUGAACUUGAGCAAUAACAAGCUGUAUAAACUGGAAGAUGUGGCAGAUCUGAUAAGCAAGGCCCCACACCUGAAGAUCCUCAACCUCUCCCACAAUGAGUUGAAGUCAGAGAAAGAGCUGGAUAGGUUGAAGGGUUUGAAGCUGGUUGAGCUGUGGUUGGACCGUAACCCACUGUGUGACCAGUUCAAGGACCAGCUCACCUACAUCAGUGCUAUCAGGGAGAGGUUUCCCCGGCUACUCAAACUGGAUGGUCAUGACCUCCCCCCGCCGAUAGUGUUUGAAGUGGUAGCACCCACCACUACCCCCCCCUGCAAGGGUAGCUACUUUGGUUCAGAAGAAAUCAAGGUCCUCAUCAUGCAUUUCCUGCAACAGUACUACAGGGUAUAUGACUCUGGGAACAGACAGCCUCUUCUAGAUGCCUACCAUGAUGGUGCCUCCUUCUCACUCAGCUUGCCCUCCAGUCAAAACCCAAAUAGGUGUAGUUUGAGAGAGUACCAUAAAGACAGCCGUAACAUAAAGCGACUCAAAGAUCCAUCAACACGGUUCCGCCUACUUAAGCACACACGGCUAAACGUGGUGGCGUUGCUCAACGAGCUGCCUAAAACUCAGCAUGACUCUGCCUCCUUCAAUGUAGACGUCAACACUUACACGACCACGUUACUGUCCUUUACGGUCAGCGGCAUGUUCAAAGAAGUUGAUGGUAAAUCUCAAGACGCGGUUAGGGCCUUCUCUCGGGUCUUCAUCGCAGUUCCUGCAGGAAUUUCUGGUCUAUGCAUAGUGAAUGACGAGCUAUUUGUGCGCAUCGCUACAACGGAGGAGAUCCAGCAUGCGUUCGCUGCUUCCGCCCCCACUCCCUCCAGCAGCCCAGUGCCCACCCUCACCGCCCCCCAGCAGGAGAUGCUCUCCGCCUUCUCCCUCAAGUCUGGCAUGAACCUUGAGUGGUCGCAGAAGUGUCUUCAGGACAAUGAGUGGGAUUUCAACAAAGCUGCACAGAUCUUCACACAAUUAAAAAUUGAAGGCAAGAUUCCAGAUGUCGCUUUUAUAAAGUGAAGUUGGAAGAAUACAUGCUGUUGAUACUGAAUAUUAGAUUUUCUGUUAAGAAUAACUAGAAUAGAAUUGUAUAUAUUUUAUGGGUUUUGGUUUUAUCUUUUUACUGAAGUAGAAAGAAUGUCCACAACGUUGACUUUCUGCUCAAUUGUUUUAGUAACAGUGUCAAGGUUGUUUGACUUGAUGACUGAUGUUAUGAUAAAAUCUUGGUUAUUUUAACCUUAGUUUAAAGUCAUGUUUUCAUUGUAAUACAGUAAAAUAAAAAGCAAUUGGUUUUGAA